Molecule: messenger RNA, 477 nt
Organism: Rotaria sordida
Lineage: Eukaryota; Metazoa; Rotifera; Eurotatoria; Philodinida; Philodinidae
Source: the annotation of a GenBank genome assembly
AUGGCUUAUCCACCGGCUGUGUCACCAUUCGUCACAUCUCAGCCGAGACAAUACGAUAUUCAGAGUAAUUUUGGCAUGUUUCCCGGUGAACGUUUAUUUUACCAUUGCGAAUUGAAAACAGGAUGCUGUCAACUUGGUGAUGUUUAUCAUACAAGUCUAACUGAUACUCGUUAUGUAUCACGUAUAGAAUUUUGUAUUUUUUGUGGUUGUUGUUGUAAAAGACCUUAUAAUGAUACUAGUAUAUAUUUACGUGAUGUUAGUGAACUUCGUCAAGUAACCAAUAAUCCUUGCUACCGUCAAUUUUGUACACAUGAAUGUUGUACAUGUUGCUGUUGUUGCUGUGUGAUCACAAAGCGUCUUCAAUUACGUGGAUCAUUUGGUUCGCAUGUAGUUCAUAUUCAUCGUAAAGAUGAAUCAGAUUUUGAAAGUAUGAUUACAGAAGCAAUUGCUCAACAUAAACUACCUAAUCGAAACUAA